Messenger RNA from Dichotomopilus funicola, 1110 nucleotides. RefSeq names its product CRAL-TRIO domain-containing protein. The transcript has a single exon. The coding region runs from base 1 to 1110 and encodes 369 amino acids. Lineage: Eukaryota; Fungi; Ascomycota; Sordariomycetes; Sordariales; Chaetomiaceae. Gene Ontology annotation, molecular function: phosphatidylinositol transfer activity. The record is from RefSeq and is a predicted model, not a curated record.
AUGUCGACAGAAGCAGCAGGGCCUCUCAAGUUCCCCCUCCUGGCCCCCACGCCAGAAAGCAAACCCAAGCCCCGUCCCGUCCUCACAGAACAACAACAACAAAAAUACGACUCGCUCCUCACCCAAGCCAAAUCCUGGACCGAGAUUCCCAUAGCUCAAGACGGCAAACCCACCACCACCCCCGUCACCGAAGUCGACAAGCUCUGGCUCACCCGCGACUGCCUCCUCCGCUACCUGCGCGCCACCAAAUGGGACGAACCCAGCGCCUCCAAACGCCUCCUCGAAACCCUCGCCUGGCGCCACACCUACGGCGUCAACGCCCUCACCCCGGAGCAAAUCUCCCCCGAAAACGAAACGGGCAAGCAAAUCAUCCUCGGCUUCGACAAGGAAGCCCGCGUGUGCCACUACCUCAGCCCCGGACGCCAAAACACCGAGGCUUCCCCGCGGCAAGUCCAACACCUUGUAUUCAUGCUCGAGCGCGUGAUCGACCUCAUGCCUGCCGGCCAGGAAACCCUCGCGCUGCUGAUCAACUUCCAGUCGUCCAAGUCCCGCUCCAACACGGCGCCCAAUCUGAGCAUGGCGCGCGAGGUGCUGAAUAUCCUGCAGCAUCACUACCCGGAGCGGUUGGGGAAAGCGCUGAUUAUUAAUAUGCCGUGGAUUGUGACGGGGUUUUUCAGGUUGAUCACGCCGUUUAUUGAUCCGAAUACGAGGGAGAAACUCAAGUUUAAUGAGGAUAUGGCGAAGUAUGUUCCUGUGGAGCAGAUGUGGUCGGAGUUUAGCACGGGGAAACUCGAGUUUGAGUAUGACCAUGAGGUGUACUGGCCGGCGCUGCAGGCGUUGUGUGAGGAGAAGAGGGAGGCCAGGCGGGAACGGUGGGUCAAGGGGGGUAGUCAGAUUGGUGAGUCGGAGGAUUAUCUUGCAGGGGCGAGCGAGGUUGGUGUGGCGGGGGUGCAAGACAAGGCAGAGAAGGAGGUGAAAGACGAAAAGGGGGCUGGAGAGGAGGAAAAGAAGCCGGUUGAGGGGGAACAGAAGGUGGUUGAGCCGGAAGUGGUGGCUGAGAAGACGCCUCAGGUAGAGGCUGUCCCUGAGACUGCGCCGGUUGCCGCCUAG